Messenger RNA from Phasianus colchicus (ring-necked pheasant), 1095 nucleotides. Lineage: Eukaryota; Metazoa; Chordata; Aves; Galliformes; Phasianidae. The record is from RefSeq and is a predicted model, not a curated record.
ACUGUAGUCCUCCUGUAGGUCCUCCAAACCCUCUUAAACCCUCCAGACCCCCAAAAAACCCCAAUCCCAUCCCACUCUUGUCCUCCUGUAGCUCCUCCAAACCCUCUAAAACCCUCAGACCCCCCCAAAAAAACCCCACACCCCCUAAAAAACCCCUUUCCCACCCCCCCAGAACCUCUUAAAGGACCCCUUUUAUAUGGGCCUGUACCAAAAACGCGACCGCUCUCCGGCCUACGACGAACUGAUCGACGAAUUCAUGGAGGCCAUCACAGACAGAUACGGCCAGAACACCUUGAUUCAAUUUGAGGAUUUUGGAAACCACAACGCUUUCCGUUUCCUCCGGAAGUACAGGGAGAAAUAUUGUACCUUUAAUGAUGACAUUCAAGGUGGGUUCUGGGGGGUCCUCAGUCCUCCAACGGGGGUUCUUGGGUCCUCCAAGGGCUCGUGGGUACUGCAGGGGGUGUUGAGUCCUCCUCGGGGUCCUCCAGUGGGUGUUGAGUUCUCGGAGGGGUGUUGAGUCCUCCUAGGGGUCCUCCAAGGGGUGUUGACUUCUCCAAUAGGUGUUGAGUCCUUCUAGGAGUCCUCCAAGGGGUGUUGAGUCCUCCUAGGGGUCCUCCAAGGGGGGUUGAGUGCUCUGAGGGGUUUGAGUCCUCCUAGGAGUCCUCCAAGGGUUGUUGAGUCUUUCUUGGGGUCCUCCAAGGGGUGUUGAACUCUCCAAUGGGUGUUGAGUCCUCCUAGGGGUCCUCCAAGGGGUGUUGAGUGCUCUGAAGGGUGUUGAGUCCUCCUAGGAGUCCUCCAAAGGGUGUUGAGUCCUCCUAGGGGUCCUCCAAGGGGUGUUGAGUUCUCUGAGGGGUGUUGAGCCCUCCUAGGAGUCCUCCAAUGGGUGUUGAGUCCUCCUAGGGGUCCUCCAAGGGGUGUUGAGUUCUCCAAUGGGUGUUGAGUCUUCCUCUGGGUCCUCCAAGGGAGGCUGAGUCCUCCAGUGUCUGUUGAGUCCUCCCGUGUAUGUUGUUGAGUCCUCCAGUGUCCUUUGAGUCCUCCCACGGGUGUUGUUGAGUCCUCCAAUGUCUGUAGAGUCCUCCUAUGGGUGUCGCUGAG